UGCCGGGCUCCCAGCAGGCCCCGCGGUGGGUGGCGCGCGGUUUAAACCGGCGGCGGUUGCGCGGGGCCUCUCCCUGGGGCCGCUGAGGCGACUCCACGUGCUUCCCUGUCCCACAUUGCCUGCCAUGGACCCGCGGGUCUGGAGCCGUCUGCGGCCGGGGCUGCUCAUCAAGAUCCAGCGCAGCAACGGGGUGGUGCACAAUGCCAGGAUCAAGGCGGUGGCCCUGGAGACGCUGUCGGUGUCGGUGGAGUGGGCCGAAGGCGGCGCCAUGAAAGGAAAGGAGAUUGAGAUUAAUGAUGUAAUAGCUAUAAAUCCUGAGAUUGUCGAAGAAAUUCCUAGUCCCUCUGAGGUGAAAGAGAACUUUCCUCUGCAGGAGAAUGUAGGUGUCCAGACAUUCAAGCGAAGAACAACAUCGUCAAAAAUCCCUGCCCUGCGCGAAGUUGCAAAAGUGACACCUACGGUCUCUGAACCUGACCAGCAGCUGCCAGCCGUGCGUGGGAGAGUCACCAGGAUGUCUGUCAUCACAGAGGCGCAGGGCAGGCUCCAAGAAAAUGAGAUGGAGGUGGAUCCUUCCACUUCAAUGCAAGCAAGAAACGCUGCGGCAGCUCCGGCCAUCAGUCGAACCCGGGUUAGCAGGCAGCGUUGCGCUACAGAAUCCUCGCUAGCAAACGAAAUGGUGGAAGAGCAUCUGCCCCCUGCCAGGAGCAGCUCUUCCUCGUAUCCAGUUCGGAGGAAAUCUAAUAUCGUGAAAGAGAUGGAGAAGAUGAAGAACAAGAGGGAAGAGAAGAGAGCUCAGAACAGUGAGAUCAGGACGAAACGGGCACAGGAAUUCGACAGCAGCUGCCCGAACUGGGAAUUUGCACGAAUGAUCAAAGAAGUCCAAGCGACUUUGGCCUGUCGGCCCAUAUCCAUGGAUGAUCCGAUAGAAGAACACAGGAUUUGUGUCUGUGUGAGGAAGCGGCCCCUCAAUAAGCAAGAGCGUCUCAAGAAGGAAUGUGACGUGAUCACAGUUCCCAGCAAGAACGUCCUGCUGGUGCACGAGCCCAAGUUGAAGGUGGACCUCACCAAGUACCUGGAAAACCAAGCCUUCAAAUUUGACUACUCAUUUGAUGAAACGGCCUCCAACGAGAUGGUGUAUAGGUUCACCGCAAGGCCUCUCGUGCAGACGAUCUUUGAGGGCGGGAAGGCCACGUGUUUUGCAUAUGGCCAAACGGGCAGUGGCAAAACGCAUACCAUGGGAGGAGAUUUCUCAGGGAGAGCUCAGAAUGCUUCCAAGGGGAUCUAUGCGUUUGCAUCACGGGACGUCUUCCUCCUCCAGAGCCAGUCACGGUACAGGAACCUGAGCCUGGAAGUCUAUGUGACGUUCUUUGAAAUCUAUAAUGGGAAGGUGUUCGACCUACUGAACAAGAAGGCAAAGCUCCGGGUGCUGGAAGAUGGCAAGCAGCAGGUCCAGGUGGUCGGCCUCCAAGAGCACCAGGUCGGCUGUGCUGAGGAUGUCAUCAGGAUGAUCGAGAUGGGCAGUGCCUGCAGGACAUCUGGGCAGACCUUUGCGAACUCCAGCUCCUCCCGGUCCCACGCCUGCUUCCAGAUCCUCCUCCGCCGCCGUGGGAAGCUUCACGGCAAGUUUUCCUUGGUGGACUUGGCUGGGAACGAGCGGGGUGCGGAUACCUCCAGCGCCGACCGGCAGACGCGUAUGGAAGGGGCAGAGAUCAACAAGAGCCUGCUGGCCCUGAAGGAGUGCAUCCGCGCGCUCGGCCAGAACAAGUCCCACACGCCAUUCCGGGAGAGCAAGCUGACCCAGGUGCUGCGGGACUCCUUUAUAGGCUCCAACUCCCGGACCUGCAUGAUCGCCAUGAUUUCACCUGGCAUGAGCUCUUGUGAAUACACCCUGAACACCCUGAGAUACGCUGACAGGGUGAAAGAGCUCAGCCCUCACAAUGGAGGUGCCGGCGAGAUGCAGACCCACAUGGAGACAGAGAGCGAGGAGGCAGAGACCAGCGAGGAAGGGUCAGGCCCGCAACUUGAGCAGCUGGGCAAGGACGAAGAGGAGCUCUCUCCCCACAUGUCCAGCUUCCGCUACGCCAUGACGCAGAUCAGCGAGCUGGAGGAGAAGGCUGUGGAGGAACUCCGGGAGCUGAGACAGAAAAUGACCCAGUGCGACAACCUGCUGGAAAUGACGGAGCAGCCGGACUACGACCUGGAGACCUUUGUCAGCCAAGCCGUGUGCCUGCUGAAGGAGGAGACGAGGCGUGCCCUCGGGAUCCUAGACACACUGGAGUCCCUGCAGCUCGCCAUGCAGAUGGAGGAGCAGGCCAGCCAGCAGAUGAGCAAGAGGAAGCCGCAGUAA
This is a messenger RNA of Gavialis gangeticus (Gharial), 2347 nucleotides long. It is a transcript of the gene KIF2C, whose product is annotated as kinesin family member 2C. The transcript has 22 exons. The coding region runs from base 125 to 2347 and encodes 740 amino acids. The record is from RefSeq and is a predicted model, not a curated record. Gene Ontology annotation, molecular function: microtubule binding; microtubule motor activity; ATP binding. Gene Ontology annotation, biological process: microtubule-based movement. NCBI's taxonomy places the organism in Eukaryota, Metazoa, Chordata, Crocodylia, Gavialidae.